Molecule: messenger RNA, 1172 nt
Organism: Erigeron canadensis
Lineage: Eukaryota; Viridiplantae; Streptophyta; Magnoliopsida; Asterales; Asteraceae
Product: cytochrome b-c1 complex subunit Rieske-4, mitochondrial-like
Exons: 2
Coding region: 130-954 (274 amino acids)
Biological process (GO): mitochondrial electron transport, ubiquinol to cytochrome c
Cellular component (GO): membrane
Molecular function (GO): quinol-cytochrome-c reductase activity; 2 iron, 2 sulfur cluster binding
Source: RefSeq, a predicted model, not a curated record
CAUAAAAAUAAAAAACAACAAACCAAAAUAUAUUCCUGCGUAGAAAAAAAAGCCUCAUCCCUCCCAUUUCAUUUCUAUUGUAAUAUUAUAUCAUUGUAUCAUCAUCAUAAUCAAACCCUAAUAAACAAAAUGUUGAGGGCCGGAAGCCGGAGACUCGCAACUUCUCUUACAUCCCCGGCGUGGAUCCAUAAAAGCUCUUCUUCUUCAGCUGUCUCCAAAUUCACAAAUCAGAUCGACGACUCUCCCUCCGCCGCCAAUCACGAUUUCCGAUCUAUCCACGCCUCUUUUCUUUUCAACCCUAAUUUCCAUCAUUUCUCCCGAGGAUUUGCAUCACACUCGAUAACCCCAAAUUAUGAGGACAAAAUUCCACCAACACUAGCGGCCAUAGCUAACCCGACUUCGAAGAUAGUGUAUGAUGAGCAUAAUCAUGAACGUUACCCACCUGGUGACCCAAGCAAACGAGCAUUUGCAUAUUUUGUUUUGACAGGUGGAAGGUUUGUGUAUGCUUCUUUGAUUCGGCUUUUGGUUCUCAAAUUUGUUCUCAGCAUGUCCGCCAGUAAAGAUGUUCUUGCACUCGCUUCUCUCGAAGUUGAUCUUUCUAGCAUUGAACCUGGGACCACGGUGACAGUUAAGUGGCGUGGAAAGCCUGUGUUCAUCAGACGCCGAACAGAGGAUGAUAUAAAGCUAGCAAACAGUGUUGAUGUCGCAACUCUUCGUGACCCACAAGAGGAUGCUGCUAGGGUCAAGAACCCUGAAUGGCUAGUUGUGGUUGGUGUGUGUACCCAUCUGGGUUGCAUCCCGCUACCAAAUGCUGGUGAUUUCGGUGGCUGGUUUUGCCCGUGCCAUGGUUCUCAUUAUGACAUAUCAGGCAGGAUCCGUAAGGGGCCAGCACCCUAUAAUUUGGAGGUCCCCACUUACAGUUUCUUGGAUGAGAACAAGUUGCUCGUUGGAUAAGCACAGUUUAAAAGUUUGAAGUUUUGUGAUAUUUAGGAUGAUGGGCAUAUUUAAUUUUCUGGCCGAAAUGACAGUGCUCCGGUACCUGUUGCUACUUUGUAAGUAGCCUCAAACAUUUGGGCAUUUUCGGUUUUAUAUGUCUUUGUAAUGUUGAAGAAUUCAAUUCAUGUUUCUGAUAUUGGCGAUAAUAAGAUUGGUUACUUUGUUUUUGAACGGAA